Molecule: messenger RNA, 3116 nt
Organism: Setaria italica (foxtail millet)
Lineage: Eukaryota; Viridiplantae; Streptophyta; Magnoliopsida; Poales; Poaceae
Product: protein DYAD
Exons: 11
Coding region: 210-2585 (791 amino acids)
Biological process (GO): meiotic cell cycle; reciprocal meiotic recombination; meiotic sister chromatid cohesion
Source: RefSeq, a predicted model, not a curated record
GCUUCUUUACCCCCGUUCCCUUCUCUCUCAGACCCCUCUCUCCUCUCUUGGCCUCCUUUCCCUCGCGGCGACCGGCGGCGCCGUUCGCCACGUCUUCGCCGGGCCCUUUCCCGGCGGCGGCUGGGCGAGCAGCGGCGCCAUUCGCCACGUCUUCCUCGCCGGGCCCUUCGCGGGCGACGAGCGCCCACCAGCAGGGAGCACGGCCGGGAAUGCAGAUGGACGCGGAGACGGUGCAGGCGGCUCCUGCGCUCGCGGCCCGUCUGCAGAACUCGCCGAAGCCACAGGUCAGCAAGUACUACUUCAAGAAGAAGACCAGUAGCCACAGCAGCAGAAACGGCAAGGAUGAUGCCAACCACGACUCCAGGAUCCAAUCCAGGUCGCCCCCGAGCAGACAGAGCCUGACCUUCUACGACACCCCCACCUACCACACUGGAGCCUUCUACGAGAUUGACCACGAGAAGUUGCCCCCCAAAUCUCCAAUCCAUCUGAAAUCCAUACGUGUGGUAAAGGUGAGCGAGUGCACACACCUGGACGUCACGGUGAAAUUCCCAUCCCUCCAGGCGCUGCGCAGCUUCUUCUCCUCCUACCCAGCGUCCGGAACCGGACCAGAGCUCGACGAGUGCUUCAUCAUGAGCAACAACCAUGCCACGCGCAUCUUGCGCCACCGGGUAGCCGAUGAGGAGCUUGAGGGCACGGUGCACAAGGACAGCUUCUGGCUCAUCAAGCCCCACCUCUACGACUUCGCCACGUCCCAGCAGGCACCACCUGCUCCACCGGCGGCUAAGGUGGCGCUGGUAGCCGACUCCUGCCUGCUCACCACCUUGAAGUGUGAUGGCGCUGGGUGGGGCAUGAGGCGCCGUGUCAGGUACAUUGGCCGGCAUCGAGAUGAAGCUCCCAAGGAGGCUGGAGUCAAUGGUUAUGACACAGAGGUCAGCAUCAGAGAAGAGCAGCAGCAUCCAGCCAUGCAGGAAGUUACGAGGAGCGAAAGAAACUGUAAGAGGAAGCGGGAGGCAGAAGGAAGCAGCAAGGACAGGCACAGAGAUGAGGGCAAGACGAAUCGCAAGGUUCAGGGCAGCAGCAAAAAGAGUUCGAAGAAGGCAAAGAAGCGCACAGUGGAGUCCAACGAUGGUGACCCUCGGCACGGUAAGGACCGGUGGUCAGCCGAGCGCUACGCCGCAGCAGAGAAGAGCCUGCUCGAUAUCAUGCGCUCCAACGGUGCUCGUUCUGGCGCGCCGGUGAUGCGGCAGGUGCUGCGGGAGGAAGCCCGUAAGCACAUCGGCGACACCGGCCUCCUUGACCACCUGCUCAAGCACAUGGCCGGCCGGGUGCCAGAAGGCAGUGCUCACCGAUUCCGUCGCCGGCACAAUGCAGAUGGUGUGAUGGAGUACUGGCUGGAGCCGGCCGAGCUUGCUGAGGUGCGGCGACAGGCUGGUGUGUCUGAUCCAUACUGGGUGCCACCACCGGGAUGGAAGCCAGGUGACGACGUCUCCCUCGUUGCCGGUGACCUACUAGUCAAGAGGCAGGUUGAGGAGCUUACCGAGGAGGUCAAUGGUGUAAAAAGGCAAAUGGAGCAGCUAGUGGGCAAGGAUGAGAACUUUGAUGCAGAAAGAGCUUACAGUUCAUUGAAGGAGAAGUACCAGAGUGUUAUGAGGGAUAAUGAAAAGCUUGAGAAGCAGGUGUUCUCUUUGAAGGAUAUGUGCGAGAAUGUGGUUCAGAUGAAUGGUGAGCUGAAGAAGGAGGUGUUAUCCUUCAAGGAUAAAUAUGAGCAUGUAGCUUACAAGAAUGAUAAGUUAGAGGAGCAGGUUACCUAUCUUUCCAGCUCCUUCCUUUCUUUCAAGGAUCAGUUGGUGCUGGCGCUAAAGACAGGAACAUCUCGUCAGCUGGGAUUGGCUCCCAGUGAUGGCAAUCAAGAAUCUGCUCCCCUCACAGAAGUGUACCUUGCUUCUGGUGACCAGAUGACCCCGCGGGCCGACAGCACCGUCAUCCAAGGUGUCCCGGACAGCCUGGCAAGGAAGAGCAGCUUCCGUGUCUGCAAGCCACAGGGAACGUUCCUGUGGCCCAGCAUGGCGUCCGGCACGACCAUCAGCGGGGGAGCCAGCAGCAGCUGCCCGGCCACGGCCACGCCAGGCCCAGGGAUCCCUCGCAGCACCAGCUGCACCACUAGCGCCGGGCUGGGGCUCCAACGAUCAUCGCGAGCCCCAGCAGUUGAGGUGGCGGUGUCGGCAGUGUCAGCAGUGUCGGGCCUGGACGAGCACCUGAUGCUUGGCGCCCUCUCCUCCACGCCGCCCUCGGCAUCAUCCACUUACACCACUGCCACAGCGGCAAAGCUGCAGCUGUCCCUGUCCAGCCCGAGGUCACCACUGCAGCCGCAAAAGCUGUUCGGCACUUCUGCUGCUGCUGCCGGGUUUAGUCCUCAAAAGCUGCUGCAUUUCUCUGGCCUUACUCGACUUCAUGUGGACACGUCCUCAUCGUCCGGGGCCUGUCGCGCCAGCCCCCCGGAGGGGAGGAGGGCCCUUUUCAGUGCAGACGCCGGCCGGAUCAGCAUGGUGGCCACCGAACUGGCCCUGGCUACUCCCUCUUACUAGCUGAGCUGCUCGUACCUCCACUUCAUCACCUCUCUAGUCCCUCCACAUCCGCAAGCAGUCAGUCUUUGGCUUUUACUCGACCUCGGCGUGCACCAUUUUUUCUUAAGGAAGAGGCAGCACGCAACAUACAUAACAUGCAUACAGGAAAAAAGAAAAGAAAAGAAAGCAAAAAAAAGGUAGAAAAACAAGAAGAAUAGGAAGUCACUUGAGGGUUCUUGGUUGCAUAGUUCGUAGCCAUUUGAGGUUUAGUCAGUCCCUGGUUAAUUUUUGUGUCAUCGAAGCAUGUGUUCUGGUGGCUAGCUAGUACUUGCAUUGGAUUGAUCCCUUUAGUACAUAUAUUCUGCCGUCUUUGGUGCAUGACACAUUUGGAGUAGAAUGUGUCAGUUUUCCUGGCUCCAUUGGGCAUUUAUAGAGUUAUUAUAGACUAUAUAUCCUGUUACUCUCAUGUGGCAUAAAAUCAAUGCCUCGUUGAACCACAUACAUGCUUGGUAAUUUACUGUUGCUCGUAUAUAUAUCGGUGGUGUUCCUUUA